UAAAACGUAAAAUAGACAUUUGCUAGGAAGUUAUUAAACCACCGUACUUUCACUUUAUAAAAUGUCAACAAAAAUGUUACGCCAUAAAGACUGAACAAUAAUUGUAUCCUUACCAAGUUACCAAUGCUGUCAGGGGACGUCAAGAAAUGUCAAGAGGUGUACUUUCCUUAAGAUUCAACCAAGAUCAUGGUUGUUUCACUUGUGCAACAGAAACUGGGCUAAAAAUCUACAAUGUUGAGCCAUUGACCCAAAAACUUUCCCUAGGGCAAGAUGUGGUGGGAAGUAUUGCAUCUGCAGAGAUGUUGUUUCGCUCAAACUUAGUUGCAAUGGUUGGAGGGGGAACCUCCCCAAAAUAUGACGAGAAAGCAGCAUUGAUAUGGGAUGAUACAGCAAAAAAAGUAGUCAUGGAUGUUUCUUUUAACCAGCCAGUGGUGUCAAUCAAACUCAAGUAUGACAGAUUAAUUGUGGUGUUGAGAAAUCAAAUCCAUGUCUUUAGUUUCCCCAAUAAUCCUACCUUGUUGCAUUCAUUUGAUACAAGGGAUAAUCCGAAAGGGCUGUGUGAUGUCAGUCCUUUUGGACAAGUGAUAGCUUUUCCUGGACGAAAAUGUGGCAGUGUGCAAAUCGCUGACCUAGAAACCACCCAGCCAGGGCAGUCCACGUCCCCCAUCACAAUCAGUGCCCACCAGGGGGAGUUAGCGUAUAUUACAGUGAAUCAACAGGGCACAUUACUGGCUACAGCUUCCAAGAAGGGAACAUUGAUUCGUGUCUUUGACACAACCACAAAGAAGUUGGUGGUGGAGCUACGCAGAGGUGCUGACCCAGCCACACUCUACUGCAUUACCUUCAGCCACGAUUCCUCAUUUUUGUGUGCCUCCAGUGAUAAAGGAACUAUUCAUAUUUUUGCUGUGAAAGACACGAGUCUGAACAGGAGAUCAACAUUUAAGAAGAUGGGGUUUCUGGGCACUUACGUAGAGUCUCAGUGGGGCUUGGCCAGCUUCACUGUGGCUGCAGAGUGUGCAUGUAUCUGUGCCUUCGGACCAGGGCAUUCAGUGAUAGCUGUGUGUGUUGAUGGGACCUUUCACAAGUAUGUGUUCACUACUGAUGGUAACUGCAAUAGGGAAGCCUAUGAUGUGUACUUGGACAUUGGGGAUGACUUUGAAUGAAGAGAGAAACUAAGUUGACGUACAUGUACCAGUCUAUUAUUUAACAUGUUGUUAUAGAAAAAUGAAUUUUCUAUUAAAUUUCUGUUUAAUGCAUGUACAUGUACAAUGUAUAUGUGGAAUAAUUUUAAAAUGUUUGAGGGUGUACAAUGUACACAUAUUUUAUGUUUUAUUGGUGUAACUCUUAAGCAAUGGCUGAGGAAUUUGGUACAUUUGAAGUUAUUUAGCCAGUUUUGCCUUGCCAGUAAGGUACCAGCAUACCAGCUAGUACAUGCAAUUGAACAUUUUGAAAGGAUUUCAUGUACAUUGUCUCAUCUGUGUAUACUUUCAUAUCAUUGCUUAUUUUGCACCUUUUAAAAAAAAUAUAUAUUUAAGUACAUGCAAAUGUUAAGUUCAAUUUUAAUCUGAAUGUAAAAAUCAACACAAUAAGCAUAAAGAGAUCUGAUUUUAUUUAUAUGUGAUAUAAAUAAACACAACAAUUGUCAA
Messenger RNA from Magallana angulata, 1646 nucleotides. Its product is annotated as WD repeat domain phosphoinositide-interacting protein 4-like. The transcript has 12 exons. The record is from RefSeq and is a predicted model, not a curated record. Gene Ontology annotation, cellular component: phagophore assembly site membrane; extrinsic component of membrane; cytosol. Lineage: Eukaryota; Metazoa; Mollusca; Bivalvia; Ostreida; Ostreidae. Gene Ontology annotation, molecular function: protein binding; phosphatidylinositol-3,5-bisphosphate binding; phosphatidylinositol-3-phosphate binding. The coding region runs from base 147 to 1163 and encodes 338 amino acids. Gene Ontology annotation, biological process: nucleophagy; protein localization to phagophore assembly site; protein lipidation.